Molecule: messenger RNA, 558 nt
Organism: Necator americanus (New World hookworm)
Lineage: Eukaryota; Metazoa; Nematoda; Chromadorea; Rhabditida; Ancylostomatidae
Exons: 1
Coding region: 1-558 (185 amino acids)
Source: RefSeq, a predicted model, not a curated record
AUGAAGAGGGGGGUCCGACAGGCUGAUACAAUCUCACCCAAAAUAUUCACAGCCACCCUCGAGAACGCAAUGCGAAAGUUGGAAUGGAACGACAUGGGAGUGAAGGUCGACGGUGGGCAGCUGCACCAUUUGCGCUUCGCUGAUGACAUCGUACUGAUAACACUUAGCAUCAGCCAAGCGGAACGAAUGCUGACCGAAUUCGAUGAAACAUGUGGAUGCAUCGGUCUUCAGCCGAAUCUACAAAAGACGAUGUUCAUUCGGAACGGAUGGGUCUCGCAUGCCCCAUUCACGCUCAACGGAACGAACAUAUCCGAAUGCACCAGCUACGUUUAUCUGGGUCGGGAAUUGAACAUGAUGAACGACCUGACCCUCGAGCUGGACAGGAGGAGACGAGCGGCUUGGGGAGCGUACAAGAGCAUCGAGGAUGUAGUGAAGAAGACCAGGAACACCCGGCUCCGUGCUCACCUCUUCAACACCACCGUACUUCCUGCUUUGACUUAUGCUUCUGAAACCUGGGCAUUUCGCAAGCAGAAAAAAAAACGCGGUGAGCGUCACUGA